AAGCCGCGCUGAGGCGAGCGAGGCGCCUCGUCCGCAGCCGCGGCCGCCAUGCAUUGUGGGGCAGCGGCAGCAGAUCCAAGAUGGCGGCCAGCAGGAGGCUGAUGAAGGAGCUUGAAGAAAUCCGCAAAUGUGGAAUGAAGAACUUCCGUAAUAUCCAAGUUGAUGAAGCUAACUUAUUGACUUGGCAAGGGCUUAUUGUUCCUGAUAAUCCUCCAUAUGACAAGGGUGCGUUCAGAAUCGAGAUCAACUUUCCAGCAGAGUACCCAUUCAAACCUCCUAAGAUUACAUUUAAAACAAAGAUCUAUCACCCUAACAUUGAUGAAAAGGGGCAGGUUUGUCUGCCAGUAAUUAGUGCUGAAAACUGGAAGCCAGCCACCAAAACUGAUCAAGUAAUCCAGUCCCUCACAGCACUGGUGAACGACCCCCAGCCGGAGCACCCACUUCGGGCCGACCUAGCCGAAGAAUACUCUAAGGACCGUAAAAAAUUCUGUAAGAAUGCUGAAGAGUUUACAAAGAAAUAUGGUGAAAAGCGACCAGUGGACUAAAAAUAAAAAUCAAAAAAUCAAAAAAUCAAAAAAAAAUCUGACAGAAUUGAUGUCAGCAAAGUGUGAGAGAAGAUCUGGAGCAGUGCAUUUCAGACACACCACAAAGCAGGACUCUAUGGGGAAAUUGACAAAAGUGCCCACUCUCGGUGUUAACUUGUGGCUGUUACUAACUUUCUACAGUUUCUUAAUCAAAAGUGGUCUAGGUAACCUGUAAAGAAAGGAUUAAAAAUUUAAGAUGUUCUAGUUCUGCUUUCUUUGUUUAAAAUCACUGCUUCAAUAUACUUUAAAGGAUGCUGUUUCUUUUUUUUUUCCUUGUCAGAAUUUAUCAGAAAUAUCUUAGACUUAUAAUCUGCCCUUAAAAGUUCAAAAGGUUGUGGCUGUUAUUUCUUAAUUUCCCGACCAUUCUCUCCUUUCCCAUUUAAUUUUUUUAAAAAAAAUUCUUCUGCCCAAACACUGAUGUCUUAGAAAACUCACAAUGUGUCCCUGCCAUCAAUAAAUAAAGGGAGGAAGAAAAAGAAUGAUGAUUGGCAGAUACUUCCUGCCCUGCCCCAACUUUAAAUGUUGCACUGUGCUUUGUGGAACUUGCUCUCAAGUUUCUAUUCAGUUCAUGACAUAAUAAAUCCAUCACAUAAAUAAUCAGAACUGAGCCCAGAAUUUGUGUACAUCUCGCUGAUGUUACUACAAUAAUGUUUAUUAAAUGAGGAACUCCAAGCUUUGUGUGUUCGAGUGAAUUGCAGUACUGCUUAUGUAAAGCUUCUAGGAAAUUUUUGACACAAGAUUUUUGUAGCAAAGGAAUUAUGGGAUGUGAUUUAAAAAAACCAAUCAGUUUUAUUUGUAGAAUCUGUGCAGGGUACCUAGAAUAAAUAAUUAUUCAGAAUAACAUUGCAAACCAGUUUGGGAGAAUUUCAAAGUAGGGACCAAGAGGUACCACAGUGGAAAAAUAAAUGUUCCCUUUUCCCUUUCGUGGUGGGAGAGUGAGUGAAGGAAUACUUCUUGAAAUAUUAAUCUUGGCAAUUUCUAGUCAUUUAAAUAUAUCCGCCAUAUUACCUCUCUCUUGUUGAAUGAAAAGCUGGCAAUUGUCAGAUUUUUGCUGGGAAAAAAAAUUAGAAAUUUCCCUUAAGCAAUAAGUGGCCCAUAGUUGAAUGCAUAUGCCACUGCUGUUUCUAAAAUACCUGUAUGAAAUAGAGUGUUCUAGAAUUAGAUGAAUUGAAAAGACUUACUUUAACUCUCAGGCAUUCCUGUUCAAGUACAGUGGCAUUCUUCUUAUUUAGAAUUAAACACCCUGUACAUUUAUUAUUAACAUUUCAAGUUUAGGAUACCUUAAAAAGCACUCUAGCCACAUGAAAACACAUGGCUUCCCAACCCCUCAUUUUAAAUGUCCGAUUCAAGCAAAUAAUUGACCCUGUGAAGUCUUAGAAAGAAGGACAUAUCAUUGUGUUUAUGUAGGAGACUACAUUAGUAAAUUCCUCCACCUCCGUUUUGAGUGACUGUUAAGUCCGGAAAUACUUUUGCCACUUUUCAGGACUACUCUGUGACAGGGAAGCAGCAGAACAGCCUUUCGGGUUUUAAUCUUUUGUAUAUAUUCCCCCCCCUUCCCUUCUCCAGCUUUUGAUUUAAAACCGUAAAAGAUUGACAGCCAAGUACUUCUGUUGAAAAGUUUAAACAAAAAGUUGUUUCUUCUUAAGUUGGGGUAUGAAGCAUCUCUGUUUUAAGUGUUCUUAGACACCCUCUUUGGUAGGCAGUAAAAAAAAAAAGAAGAAAAAAACCAACUACCUUUACUUAAUGGACACUUGCAUUUCCUAAGUGUGUGUGUUCAGGCUUGGUGACCAGCACUGUCUAUUACCAAAAUUUCCACCAUUUUUUGUGUCUUCAUUUGCAGAAAGUUGGUAGCGACUUUGUUUCAUUCACGCUCACGCAGAUUCAAAAUAAACAAAAAAAAAUGCCAAA
Molecule: messenger RNA, 2492 nt
Organism: Pogona vitticeps (central bearded dragon)
Lineage: Eukaryota; Metazoa; Chordata; Lepidosauria; Squamata; Agamidae
Gene: UBE2L3
Product: ubiquitin conjugating enzyme E2 L3
Source: RefSeq, a predicted model, not a curated record